Molecule: messenger RNA, 1781 nt
Organism: Linum trigynum
Lineage: Eukaryota; Viridiplantae; Streptophyta; Magnoliopsida; Malpighiales; Linaceae
Source: the annotation of a GenBank genome assembly
CCCCACCGGGAAAAUGCAUUGAACCGGAAAGACCCAGAAAAGGUUUCUCGACUCCGACGAACCUGGAAAUGGAGUCGAGCAUACUGGAAUCGAUCGGGGUGGAGAUCAUCGGAGUAAUGUCCCCAGUCUCGAUCUGCAUGCUUCUGGUAGUUCUGAUCGUUUACUCCCUCUCCCCUGCCACCGAUUCAGCGCCGCCGAUUCGCUCAGCUGCUAACCUCGUUUACUUGGAGGUACCCACCGACUCCACUAUCCAGAAGCUUGAGGGCGCCUUGCUCAAUGCCUUGGUUUUCGUCAUCAUAAUUGCCGUCGUCACUUUCCUUCUCGUUCUGCUCUACUACUACAAUUGGACCGGAUUCUUGAAGAAUUACAUGCGCUUUUCCGCAUUUUUCGUGCUGGGGAGCAUGGGGGGCUCGAUUUUCCUGUCAAUAAUUCAGCACUUCUCAGUACCCGUCGAUUCAAUCACCUGCUUUGUUUUGCUGUUCAAUUUUACAAUUGUGGGUGUAUUAUCGAUCUUCUCCAGUGGCAUACCAAUCUUCUUGAGGCAAUCAUAUAUGGUAGCACUGGGAAUAUUUGUGGCAGCUUGGUUUACGAAGUUACCAGAAUGGACUACUUGGACGCUGCUAGUAACAUUAGCAAUCUAUGAUUUGGUUGCAGUUCUGGCACCUGCUGGGCCACUCAAGUUGUUGGUCGAGCUGUCCCAAAGCAGGGACGAGGAGCUACCAGCGCUGAUAUAUGAAGCACGGCCAACUGUUUUAGCCGAUUCACGUCAUCAAGGCCGGAGCUUGGAGCUUCUGUUUGGUGCAGCUUCACAAUUGGGAUCAGUGGAGAUGCAACCCGUCUCUGGGAACCACAUUGGGACUAGGGAAGGUGGCGAGCAGAAUGUGCAUCCAGAAGUUAUUGUAUCCGAGUCCACAAAUCCAGGGAAUUUGGAAGGUCUUCUGCAAGAAGGAGAUGAAGUUGAGAGGUCUCCACUGGUGGGUGGUGAUUUGGGUGGAAGGUCAUCUUCAAGCAGUGUUGGAUCAGAGUAUUCGGUAGUUGUUGGCAGUCGUGAUGCCCCUGAGAUUGUUGCAGAUGAAGAAAGAUCUCCUCUGGUUGAGUCUAGGAGACGUGGCAGUGGGAAUGAGAGAGCCGAGAGAGGGAUGGAUGAUGAUGGUUCGGAGUCUGAGUUAGCGAGUAGUGGGAUUAAGCUGGGUCUAGGAGACUUCAUUUUCUACAGUGUCCUUGUUGGUAGGGCUGCAAUGUAUGAUCUAAUGACAGUGUAUGCAUGCUACCUUGCUAUUAUUUCAGGGCUUGGCUGCACUCUCAUUUUGUUGUCGGUCUGCCGUCAAGCUCUGCCAGCUCUCCCGAUCUCAAUAGCAUUGGGAGUCGUCUUUUACUUCUUGACGCGGUUAUUGAUGGAACCUUUUGUUGUUGGGACAACAACGAAUCUGUUGAUGUUCUGAGAGACAAAUGAGAAGAUGAUCUUUUCUUUUGGGUUCCACUUGCUAAGCCUACAUUAAUGUCAAUAGGUAUGUCUUCUCGAGACUAUUCUUCUGCUGAUAUUAUUACUCUUCGAAGAAAAAAACUAACUCUCUGUCGAUCUCUUGUAUCAUGCGAACUUCUCACAAUUGAAAAACUUGACCGUAAUUCAAGUAUCAGGAACGUCAGGUCUAGGUAUAUAAAGAUGCUGCCUUCUUCUAUGCUCAAGUGUUUGUACUUGUAGUAGGUAUUCGCCAAAUGUAGAAUUUCUUCUGUUUAGACUUUGAAGUCCUCGCAGGCAGCAAUAGAUUCGUGUGGUUAUG